AGAACAAAAAAAAUAGUUAUGGUAAAGAAAUGGAUUGGAAGAAAUUGAACUGGUUUGCUAAAAAGGUGGGAUGGAAACUAAUUUUUGAUUUGAAUGCAUUGACACGUAACAUUCAUGAUGAAUGGGAUCCAGGGAAUAGUUUGCAACUGUUUCGGUUCAAUGAGAAAAUGGGGUUUUCUGUUGAUUGGGAGUUAGGAAAUGAACUCAAUGCCCACCAUCGAUUACAUGGCAGUCAACUUGGAAAAGAUUUCUUGACACUUCGCAAGAUUUUGAACACCUUCUUCACCACCAACUCAAGUUUACUUGUAGGGCCUGAUGUUACACAACCAUCACAUCGCUCUUCACGCCAGUUUCUUAAGACUUUUCUUAAAAAAGCUAACUCUGUUGUGGAUGCAGUCACUUUCCACCAAUACUACUGUAAUGGAAAGACUGCUACUUUGAAGGACUUCCUUGACAUUGACCUCAUGGAUUCGUUGGGAGAGGAAAUUAGCACUGUUAAAGAGAUCGUUAAAGAAACAGGCCCAGCCCAGUCUAUAUGGUUGGGUGAGUCGGGCUCUGCUUGGGGUGGAGGUGCACCUGGUUUGUCAGAUACAUAUAUUGCUGGAUUUCUAUGGCUGGAUAAACUAGGUUUAUCUGCAGCACGAGGUCUGGAUGUAGUACUACGUCAAAGUUUUUACAAUGGUCAUUACGGUAUGAUCACUUCAGAUCUUCAUCCUCUUCCUGAUUUUUGGCUGAGUGUCUUGUAUAAGUGGCUUGUUGGUAGAAGGGUCUUACGAGUGGAUGUUAUGCAAAAGGAACGAAAGCUUCGAGUUUAUGCACAUUGUACAAAACUUGGAAGAAUCUAUAAAACUCCUGGAGCAGUAACACUUCUUGUUAUCAAUGUUUAUAAUGUCACAGCAAAGCUAAUUCUGAAACUUGACACAAGAAUGGAAUCUCCAAUAGAUGCCUACCUUUUAACACCUAUUGGAUCGUAUGGACUACAAUCAAAGAACGUGGCUCUGAAUGGAAAGCUUCUUAAGAUGGUCAGAGAAGACAAGCUUCCCCACUUUCUACCAAAGAGAUUACCACCAAAUUCUCCUAUUGAGAUACCCCCUUUAAGUUAUGGAUUGUAUGUACUACCUUUACUGAAUGGUACAGCAUGUAUUAAUUAGGUCUGGAAUGAAAUAAAACAUGUUAAAAAUG
Limulus polyphemus (Atlantic horseshoe crab) is the source of this 1182-nucleotide messenger RNA. RefSeq names its product heparanase-like. Gene Ontology annotation, molecular function: hydrolase activity, acting on glycosyl bonds. NCBI's taxonomy places the organism in Eukaryota, Metazoa, Arthropoda, Merostomata, Xiphosura, Limulidae. The transcript has 9 exons. Bases 30 to 1151 code for a protein of 373 amino acids. Gene Ontology annotation, cellular component: membrane; extracellular matrix. The record is from RefSeq and is a predicted model, not a curated record.